AUAUUUGCAUGAAGGACCCUGAUGUGUGCAGGAGCUUUGUGGAGAUUUUCUAUUCUUGCUGAAGCAAAAUGGCUGAAACUGAAGACUACAACAACAGAACAACCACUGCAUUAUAUUCCUAUUCCUAUGACGAUGAGUAUGUGGAUGAAGCAUGUGACAAAACAAGCAUCGUGCAGUUUGGAGCAAUCUUCACUCCGGUUUUCUUCUCCAUUGUGGUGAUCCUCAGUCUGUUCGGCAACAUUCUGGUCAUUGUGAUACUGGCCAAGUAUGAGAAUCUAAAAUCCCUCACCAACGCUUUCAUCCUGAACCUGGCUAUAUCGGAUCUCUUCUUCACUGCAGGUCUGCCCUUCUGGGCUUACUACCACAUGUACGGAUGGACUUUAGGGGACCCUGCAUGCAAAAUAAUCAACUUUCUCUUCGAUGUUGGCUUCUGCAGCAGUGGUAUUCUCCUAAUGCUGAUGACCGCUCAUCGUUAUGUAGCUGUCGUGAAUCCUCUGUCUGACAUUGUGUCAACCACAGGCUUCUACAGUGUCCUAGUGUCUGUAAUCAUUUGGGCUGCAAGCAUCUUGUUUGCCAGUCCAGCCUUCAUCUUCACCGAAGUGAAGGACCAGAGUCACUGUGUAUAUGCGAAUUCUAAGUGGAUCUUAUGGGGAAUCUACAAACAAAAUUUUGUCUUUAUAGUGAGUUCACUAGUGUUCAUUUUUUGCUAUUCUAAGAUCAUAUGCAGGUUGCUGCGUCCUACAGUCCGAAGAAGAAAGAACAAAACUUUAAAACUUAUUUUUGUUCUCAUGAUUGUUUUCUUCAUAGGAUGGGGACCUUACAAUAUAGUAAUAUUUCUACAGUCGUUGCAUUUCAAGUACCAACAACCCGCUGAGUCAAAGGCUUUGGCUGCAGUUUGUGAAACACAGAAACCGCUGGACUAUGCUUUAUACAUCAGUCGAAUCUUUGCCUUUUCACACUGCUGCCUUAACCCUAUCUUUUAUGUCUUUGUGGGGGUUAAAUUCAAAAAUCACUUGAAGAAAAUGCUGAAGAGCUGGGGGCACAAGAAAAAUAGAGUCCACAGCAGACAAAGCCGACACACAAUCACAUCACUGACAAGUGGAGAAGAGUACUCGAUGUAGUUUUCAAUGUAGAGCUGACAAUCACACUGACAUCUGUAAUAACGCAAAUAACUGAAAAUCCACGCUUGCAACAGGAUCCUGUGUGGUUCAGUCCAUAUGUCCAGAUACAGAUGGUAAGGAUGGUAACUUAUAAACAAUCAACAUAAUCGUUUAUUCAGCACUUCUAUUUUUGGCAGAAGUGCUGAAUACUACCACACUGCCACAUUUAGCAGCUUUGUGAGUUUGUGGUCAGGCAAAGAAGUGCUUUCGGUAAAAUGCUAACAGCAGUAUGCUAACAUGCUCAUAUAGUGAUGAUAGCGCUAACAUGCUGACUUUUAGCAGGUAUUAUGUUUACCAUGUCGCCAUGUAAAAUUCAGACUAUUCAGGUGGCAAAGGGGGCGUCUUAGAAAGAUGUACCCAAUGAAGUGGCCACUGUGUAUAUAAGGACUAUGGGAAGUAAAGCUUUUAUUUUGAAGUGUUGAUGUAUAAUGUAUAAUGUACAGUGUAUCUCCUUUAAUUUCCUCUUGUAGUUAAUUGUAGUUAUCAACUUUCCAGUCUCAAUGAGCUACAGAUGAACUCUGUAUCUCUGUGUAAAUACAUGUGAUUUUGAAUGCAUGAUGAUAAAUUGAUUAUCCAAUGUAUUGGAGCUUAUAUAAAUUAUGAGUGCCUGUGUGAUUCACUUUGAUUAACUGCAUUUUAUUUUGUAUGUUCAUAUUGGAAUCACUUAUUGGAAAUGUUUUACCUUGAUAUUCAGUAUGAUUAUUUGGACUUUAUGUGUCAGUAUU
Molecule: messenger RNA, 1885 nt
Organism: Toxotes jaculatrix (banded archerfish)
Lineage: Eukaryota; Metazoa; Chordata; Actinopteri; Toxotidae
Product: chemokine XC receptor 1-like
Exons: 2
Coding region: 69-1121 (350 amino acids)
Biological process (GO): chemotaxis; immune response; G protein-coupled receptor signaling pathway
Cellular component (GO): membrane
Molecular function (GO): chemokine receptor activity
Source: RefSeq, a predicted model, not a curated record